Molecule: messenger RNA, 1560 nt
Organism: Drechmeria coniospora
Lineage: Eukaryota; Fungi; Ascomycota; Sordariomycetes; Hypocreales; Ophiocordycipitaceae
Product: negative regulator of DNA transposition
Exons: 3
Coding region: 1-1560 (519 amino acids)
Molecular function (GO): histone binding; nucleosome binding
Source: RefSeq, a predicted model, not a curated record
AUGGCUGCCACAUUGGACUCUCGGCGGCUGGGGGGCAUCUUCCAAUCGCGGCCUGACAUCCUCGCCGGUAUCAAACACGCAGCUGAUUCUCCUGACCGGAUAGCCCUCUUCAACGAGAUUGCAAAACAUGUGUCCGACCAGCUGCAGGCCAGCGACGAGCCAGCGCAGAAGAGGCGAAAGAUUAGCCCCGGCCAAGCAGUUGGUCAAGCCGAUGGAGCCAAUGGAUCGCUGGCUCAGCAGGGACUUGGAAAUGCCUCCGAGGAGGCUGUCCUUCUUGAGAUGAAGGAAAUAUCCGUGUCCGCACCCCAGCGGAAGAAAUUGGAGCUCUGUCUCACCCACAACUUUCUCUACGCCCGAGCCCCGGGAACGACAGCGCCGAUACCUGCAAUGACUUUUGCGUGGCGAGACAUUGAGUAUGCAUUUUACCUACCAGUCCCGGACAAGGCACAGGUCCAACACAACUACCUCCUUUUCCCUCGCGGCACGUGCCUCGCUUCCAAAAGCAACCCGUCCGCUGCGGAGCCGCUCGUCUUCACCGUUCCCUUGACCGCCCCGAAGGAGGGCACCAUCGGUGGCAGCGAUGCCGGGAAAGCAGCUUCCGUCUCGGACACGUACAAGUCCCUCUUCCACUGGGCCUUCGAAAUGCGACUCAAGGCGGCUGGCCACGCCGUCCAAAUCGUCUCCGCCAACCCCAACAAGUUCUGCAGCGUAAUCAGGCAAGCGCACCGGCCGAACGAAAAAGCCGUCCACGUGGCCGGUUUCCGGGGCUCCAAGGACGGCUAUCUGUUUUUUCUCGAGAACGGGAUUCUGUGGGGAUUCAAGAAGCCCUUGAUUUUCAUUCCCCUCGACCGGAUCGCCGCCACCAGCUAUACAAACAUCCUGCAGAUUACUUUCAACGUUAUUGUCGAGGUCUUCGCCGGCGAAGGCGAGGCCACCGAGGAGUUUGAGUUUGCCAUGAUCGAUCAACAAGACUACAACGGCAUCGACGACUACAUAAAGCAGAACCAUCUACAAGACCGGAGCAUGGCAGAACAAAGGAAGGGCAAGCUUCAGCUGGCCGAGAACCGGGCAGCGAAGCGGAACGGCGAGGAGGGCCCGGAUGGCAACGCCGCCAGCGACGGUAUGACAGAGCUUCAGCGUGCCGAAGCCGAGGUCGAGCAAGAGCUGCAGGAUGAUGAGGACGAGGAUGAGGAAGACUACGACCCGGGCAGCGAUGGUGAUAGCGAAGGUUCUGGCAGCAGCGACGAUGACGAUGACGACGAUGACGAUGGCGAGGCUGACGACGAUGGCGAGGCUGACGACGAUGACGACGAUGAGGCGGGGGAUGAAGAGGGUGACGGCGGUGUCGAGGACGGAGAAGACGAGGAGGAGGAGGAGGAGGAGGGGAAAGAGAAGCCAGCAAAGCCCGGUCAACCCCUGAAACCGGUCAAGCCUAGCCAGGUGGCUGCUUCUCCGCCGGUGUCUCGGGUGCCUGUGCGACAAGGCUGGGCUGCUGCAGGCAACUCACGACGUGCUGCCGACGACUUGGACAUGGAGGAAGCAUUCGAUGUGGUGGGGUGA